Molecule: messenger RNA, 2290 nt
Organism: Acanthochromis polyacanthus (spiny chromis)
Lineage: Eukaryota; Metazoa; Chordata; Actinopteri; Pomacentridae
Gene: tnfrsf19
Product: tumor necrosis factor receptor superfamily, member 19
Exons: 10
Coding region: 333-1490 (385 amino acids)
Biological process (GO): positive regulation of JNK cascade; positive regulation of canonical NF-kappaB signal transduction
Cellular component (GO): plasma membrane
Molecular function (GO): protein binding; signaling receptor activity
Source: RefSeq, a predicted model, not a curated record
CACAGAUCAGAUACACGCUUUCAGAUCCAUAAAGCCAGCCCCCCUCUCUCUCCGCCUUUGAUCUAUGUGUGUGUGUGUGUGUGUGUGUGUGUGUGUGUGUGUGGUAGUGUGUGUUCCUGUGUGUGUGCUCCAGCGUUAAGCUGUGCUGUGCUGUUGUGUUCUGGUGUUGUGUUGAGUCGUGCAGGACUGGAGGAGCAGCGCUGACAUGGUGUGCGGACCGGUGCGGGAAACACGCCACCACCACACCUCUCACCGGUCUGCCUUCGACUUCUAACAGCCACACUUUGAUCAACAGGCUCCGUCUAGCAGCUGCGAACAAGUGGCUCAUCAAAAUGGUCUGGAUGCUUCAACACACCUUCUCUCUGCUGCUAACUGUGCAUGUCAUAUAUUCAGCUCUGAUUCAUGUGAGAGCCGAGGAGGAGACCAGAGAAUGCAGGGAGCAGGAGUACAAGGACCGCUUUGGGAACUGUAAACCCUGCAAACAGUGUGAUGCAGGACAGGAGCUUUCAAAGGAAUGUGGCUUUGGUUAUGGAGAGGAUGCCCGGUGCGUGCCCUGUCGGAGCAGUCGCUUCAAAGAGGACCGGAGCCUGCAGAAGUGCAAACCCUGCCUGGACUGUGGCCUCAUCAACCGUUUCCAGAAGGGCAACUGCUCCACCACCAGCAACGCCGUGUGUGGCGACUGUCUGCCAGGAUUUUACAGGAAGACAAAACUAAGUGGUUUCCAAGACAUGGAGUGUAUACCUUGUGGGGACCCUCCACCGUCCUAUGAGCCCAACUGCAGUGGACGUGUGAACCUGGUGCCGCUGCCCUCCGUAGUGACCAGUCCGAGGGACAUGGCCCUAGCGGCGGUCAUCUGCAGCGCUCUCGCCACCGUCCUGCUGGCUCUGCUCGUCUUGUGUGUCAUCUACUGCAAGAGACAGCUGCUGGAGAAGAAGCCCAGUGCCUCUCUCAGGUCUCAGGACUGUCCCUACAGUGGAGCCGAGCUCUCCUGUCUGGACGCCCGCUGGCUCCACGACUUUCCCCAGAGACCCUGCUGUCAGUGUCACCUGGGCCCCGGACACACCUGCGGUCCAGUCCACCUGAUCCCGUCUCUGUGCUGCGAUGAGAGCUGCAGUCUGGGCCGCAGCCAGGACAUCAGCCCAUUCCAGUCCCAGAUGAGUCUGAGUGAGGGAAACACAAACCUGAACGAGGACGGAGCACCGAUGCAGCUGGAAGGACGUCCAGAGUCCGUCUGCGAGGGGGCAGGUGGGGUGAGAGGAGGCUCAGAGCCCGCUGAGUCUUUCGGGCGAUCUCAGCUCAGUGCUGAACCUGCAGAAAGACUGGAAGUGGAGGGAGAAGAGGAAGAUGAGGAGGAUGAAGGGUGCAGGUCAAAGGAGAGUUCACCUGAGAGGAGCCAAGGGAACUGCAGUGAAGCUGUGACAGAAGCACUUCUUCCUAAACUGCACAAACCGACUCAGGAAGGUGAAGUGACAUGUCUACAUCAGGAAUGACAGAAAGUUUAUAGGAUGACAUGGAUUUCUUUGGCUUGUGUUCCACCCUUGAACCACCGUGGACUCAACAACAGAUCCCGUUUCAGAUUACUCACCAGUCCCCCCCCCCCCCCCCCCCCCCACACACACACACACACACACACACACACACACACAGACCAGCAGCAGCCACUCACAAGUGUGGUCGCGCUGCCUCUUUGAAAUGCCUCCCGCUGACCUCACAGCCCUUCGUCUGAUGGUCCAAACAGAAUUUGUACAUGCAUGCAAACAGAAGCACUACUGAGGAACAGGAAAGGCCCACAUACAUACACACACAUACAGAAUGUGAACCCAUUGGCCCAGAAGGUAAAAUCAUAUGAAGUUCAAACGUCGAGGAGUGCUGACUUAUUACCGUGGAACAAAGUGAAUCAAAGUGAGCCUCUGCUCUGCCUCGAGAAUGUCUCGCAUCUUCACAUGUAGGAGAACAUAAACUGUACCACUCAUCUAGCAGCUGGUGUUAUGAAGCUUUUGUGUGUUAAAGGUGACAGUUGUAAAGUUUGAAGUGUGAAGAAGAAAAAAGUGUCAAAAGUGUUAUGUUGCACAUUGAAGACAAUCUUGAUAAUACGGAACAAGAAAAGACGAGGAAUGUCGAAGUGAUAAAUGUGUUGUAGAUACUGUAAAAUAGUAAAUAGGUCAAUAUUUUUGUAACAUAGACGUGAGUGACGCCAUGUCUGCUUUUCUCCCCCCAGUUAUAGUGUUGAAGGUUGUGAAUGGUCACUUCCAUGUAUCAUUGUUGUAAAUAAACCACUCGAACAAAUUUA